Molecule: messenger RNA, 9793 nt
Organism: Rhincodon typus (whale shark)
Lineage: Eukaryota; Metazoa; Chordata; Chondrichthyes; Orectolobiformes; Rhincodontidae
Gene: csmd2
Product: CUB and Sushi multiple domains 2
Exons: 63
Coding region: 11-9793 (3260 amino acids)
Source: RefSeq, a predicted model, not a curated record
GUUGACUGGAAUGAAUCUACCUUCUCCUGUUAUCAGCAGUAAAAACUGGCUGCGGCUUCACUUUACAUCUGAUAGUAAUCACAAGCAGAAAGGAUUUAGUGCUCACUAUCAAGUUAAAAAGUUGAUUGAGCUGAAGUCCCGAGGAGUAAAACUGCUUCCCAGCAAAGAUAAUCAGAAGCCUUCAGUUUUAACUCAAGCAGGCACAGCACAGGGUUAUAAUAUGUGUCCUGACCCAGGAGUUCCUGAAUGGGGUAAAAGAACAGGUGUGGAUUUCAGACUGGGAUCCAGUGUGCAGUUCUCAUGUGAUGAUGGCUAUGAAUUGCAAGGGUCUAAAAGCAUAACCUGUAUGAGAAUGUCUGACUUAUUCGCAGCUUGGAGUGAUCACAGACCAUUCUGCCGAGCUCGAGUAUGUGGUGCACAUCUGAAUGGUCCCACUGGAGUUAUUUCAUCCCCUAAUUUCCCGGUGCAAUAUGAUAGUGAUGCACACUGUGUAUGGCUGAUUACUGCCUCUGAUCCGGACAAGGUGAUCAAGCUGACUUUUGAUGCGUUUGAAUUGGAAAGAGGCUACGACACAUUAACAGUUGGGGAUGGUGGGCAGCCUGGAGAACAGAAAACAGUGCUUCAUGUUUUGACAGGGACGGAUGUUCCUGACCUCAUUGUGAGUGUGAGCAAUCAAAUGUGGCUGCAGUUCCAGACCGAUGAGACCAACAGUUUGCUGGGUUUCAAGGCUGUAUUUUCAGAGAUAGAACAGGGAACCUGCAGUGAUCCUGGGACACCAGCUUAUGGAAGGCGAGAGGGUAAAAGUUUCCUUCAUGGUGACAUUUUGAGAUUUGAAUGUUUGCCUGCUUUUGAGCUUGUUGGCCAAAAGACGAUCACCUGCCAGAAGAAUAACCAAUGGUCAGCAAAGAAACCCAGCUGUGUGUUCUCGUGUUUCUUCAAUUUUACAACUCCAUCUGGCAUUCUGCUAUCCCCCAACUACCCAGAGGAUUACGGCAACCAUAUGCAUUGUGUAUGGCUGAUUAUCGCAAAGCCAGAAAGCAGGAUUCAUCUGGCCUUCAAUGAUUUUGACGUUGAGCCACAGUUUGACUUUGUAUCUGUGAAAGAUGGGUUGAAUCCUGAAUCGCCUGUCUUGGGAACUUUCUCGGGAAACAAAAUCCCUUCUCCUUUGACCAGCAGUGGCCAUGUAUCACGUUUAGAAUUCCUUACAGACCACUCCACAGCUGCUCGAGGAUUUAACAUCACUUUCACAACAUUCCGACACAAUGAAUGCCCUGAUCCUGGGGUGCCAGUGAAUGGGAGACGUUUUGGAGAAAGUCUGCAGCUCGGAAGUACUGUAUCUUUUCUGUGUGAAGAAGGAUUUCUGAAGACACAUGGAUCAGAAACAAUCUCCUGCAUCCUGAAAGAUGGAAAUGUGGUCUGGAAUAAUGCUGUACCAAGAUGCGAAGUUUUGUUUGUACUAAGUUCUAGUACUAACCUACUAAUAAUAAUUGCUAUCUCACCUCUUUUCAGGUUUAAAACGGAAGUAAAUUACGAUACCUUGGAAGUCCGAGAUGGGAAAUCCUACUCCUCACCACUGAUAGGUCUCUAUCAUGGUACUCAAGUGCCUCAGUUUCUGAUCAGUACCAGCAACUAUCUUUAUCUCCUGUUCUCUACUGACAAAAGCCACUCAGAUGUUGGGUUCCAAAUUCGGUUUGAAACUGUGAAACUACAAUCUGAUUCUUGCUUGGACCCUGGAAUUCCUGUAAAUGGUCAACGCAAUGGAAAUCUUUUGUAUGUCGGAUCUUCUGUGACCUUUAGUUGUGAUCCAGGCUACACCCUAAGUGAUGAUGAGGCUCUUGUCUGUGAACCUAACUACCAAUGGAGUCGUGCUUUGCCUAGUUGUGAAGCUCUGUGUGGAGGUUACAUCCGUGGAUCAAGUGGAACCAUCCUGUCUCCUGGGUUUCCUGAUUUUUAUCGAAACUCAUUGAACUGCACAUGGACGGUGGAAACAUCACAUGGCAAAGGAAUUCAGUUCAUCUUUCACACUUUUCAUUUGGAAAGUCCCCAUGACUAUUUGCUGAUCACUGAAAACGGAAGUUUUGCUCAUCCUUUGAAAAGACUCACGGGAUCUAACCUGCCACCUUCAGUCAGUGCUGGACUCUUCGGGAACUAUACAACACAGAUCCGAUUCAUUUCAGACUUCUCCAUGUCAUAUGAGGGCUUCAACAUAACCUUCACAGAAUAUGACUUGGAGCCUUGUGAUAAUCCCGGUAUCCCACCAUUCAGUAGCAGAACUGGUCGUCGAUUUGGAGUUGGAGACUCCCUUACGUUUUCAUGUUUCCCGGGGUAUAGACUGGAAGGUGCGUUCCGGAUAACUUGCCUUGGAGGUAGACGGCGUGUGUGGAGUUCGCCUCUUCCAAGGUGUGUUGCUGAAUGCGGGGCAUCUGUAACUGGAAAUGAAGGAAUUCUCCUUUCACCCAAUUACCCAGCUGAUUAUAGCAACAACCAUGAAUGCAUCUAUUCCAUUCAAACACAACCAGGCAAAGGAAUACGCUUGAAAUCGAGGACAUUCAGGCUCCAGGCAGGAGAUAUUCUGAAGAUUUUUGAUGGUAAGGACAGCUCCUCUAGAUUGCUCGGUACCUUCACCGGAUCACAGAUGCUUAAUAUCGUUCUGAACAGUACAUCAAACAGCAUGUGGCUUGAGUUCAUCACAAAUGCAGAGAACACCAGCAAGGGAUUUGAACUCCUUUUUUCAAGUUUUGAACUGAUCAGGUGUGAAGAUCCAGGGACCCCACAGUUUGGCUAUAAGAUCCAGGAUGAGGGACACUUUGCAGGGACCACUGUUGUCUUUGAUUGUAAUCCAGGGUAUACGUUACGUGGGAACUCUGUACUAACCUGCUUAACUGGAGAUCGCAGGGCCUGGGACAAUACGCUGCCUUCCUGUGUAGCUGAGUGUGGAGGUCACAUCAUGGGAGAAACUUCCGGAAGAAUCUUUUCACCUGGGUACCCAGCACCAUAUGACCACAAUCUUCAUUGCACCUGGUCUGUGGAAGCAGAUCCUGGCAGUACAAUCAGCAUCCAUUUUCUAGUUUUCCACACGGAGGCUGUUCAUGAUGUUCUGAAGGUUUGGGAUGGGCCACUGGAGAGUGGCAUUCUGCUGAGGGAGAUGAGCGGCUCCACACUGCCUCCUGAUAUCCAGAGCACAUUUAACUCCAUCACACUGCAGUUUGACACAGACUUCUUCACAAGCAAACAGGGCUUCGCCAUUCAGUUCACCAUUUCCAGAGCUACAUCAUGCAAUGAUCCCGGGGUUCCUCAGAAUGGCACUCGAAGUGGAGACAGCAGAGAGCCUCAAGAUUCAGUUGUGUUUCAAUGUGACCCUGGAUAUGUCCUACAAGGAACAGCUACCAUCAUGUGUGUCCAGAUUGACAAUAGAUUCUUCUGGCAGCCUGAUCCACCCACUUGCAUAGCUCCCUGCGGAGGAAACCUGACUGGGCCCACAGGAAUCAUCCUUUCUCCCUUUUACCCUGAGCCGUAUCCUCAUGGCAAGGAAUGUGACUGGAAAGUAACAGUGUCACCUGACUAUGUUAUUUCUCUGACAUUCCUAAGCUUCAGUGUGGAGCCAGGCUAUGAUUUCCUUCAUAUCUAUGAUGGACCAGAUUCUCUCAGUUCUCUGAUUGGCAGCUUUCAGGGCUCACAGGUGCCUGACAAAAUCGAGAGCAGCAGCAACAACCUUUUUCUGGCCUUUCGUAGUGACGCCUCGGUCAGCAUGAUGGGAUUUGCUCUUCAGUAUACCGAGAACCCCAGAGAAUCUUGCUUUGAUCCUGGAACCAUCAAGAAUGGGACAAGGGUGGGGACACACCUCAAGCUUGGAUCCACAGUGACUUUUUACUGUGACAGUGGCUAUGAAAUCGUUGGCUAUUCAACUCUGACUUGCAUCAUGGGAGCAGAUGGAAAACCUUCCUGGAACAAGCCUGUUCCGUCCUGUUCAGCACCGUGUGGAGGUCAAUACUCUGUAUCAGAAGGUGUCAUUUUGUCUCCAAACUACCCAAAGAACUACACUGGUGGACAGACAUGUUUAUAUUCCAUUAUUGUGCCAAAGAACUAUGUGGUAUUUGGCCAGUUUACAUACUUUCAAACGGCACUGAAUGAUGUGAUGGAAGUGCAUGAUGGCCCAACUCAACACUCGCGACUCCUCAGCUCACUCUCUGGCUCCCAUACAGGGGAAUCUUUGCCUUUGGCCACUUCCAAUCAAGUUUUAAUGAAGUUCAGUGCCAAGAGUCACGCAACAGCUAAAGGCUUUCAUUUUGUCUAUCAAGCGGUCCCCCGGACUAGUGCCACACAGUGUAGCUCGAUACCUGAGCCAAGGUAUGGCAGAAGAAUAGGAAAUGACUUUGCUGUGGGUGCCAUUAUCCGCUUCGAAUGCAAUCCAGGUUACGCCCUCCAAGGUUCCAAGAAUAUAGAAUGCCUAGCUGUACCUGACGCCUUGGCACAGUGGAAUGAUUCUGCACCAAGUUGUUCAGUACCUUGUGGAGGAAAUCUCACUGAACGAAAAGGCACAAUUCUGUCACCGGGCUUCCCCGAUCCUUAUCAGAACAGCCUGAACUGUUUAUGGAGAAUCACCGUCCCUGAAGGAGCUGGCAUACAGAUUCAAGUUAUCAGCUUUGCUACUGAGCAUAACUGGGAUUCGCUGGAGGUUUUUGAUGGUGGUGAUAUUACAGCAACAAUGCUUGGCAGUUUCUCAGGCACCACUGUCCCCGCUUUGUUGAACAGUAGCUCCAAUCAACUUUAUUUGCAUUUCUACUCUGACAUCAGUGUUUCUGCAGCUGGCUUCCAUCUGGAAUACAAAAGUAAGCAUUAUCAGCAGACAGGGCACUCACAUAUUUCCUGUAUGCCUGGAACGGUUCGCCGAUGGAACUAUCCACCACCACUGUGCAUUGCACAAUGUGGAGGGACUUCCACGGAUACCAGUGAUGUGAUCCUGAGUCCAGGCUUUCCAGGAAAUUAUCCCGGUUACAUGGAUUGCAUUUGGAGAAUUUCAUUAGAAGUUGGAUAUGGGGCUUAUAUCGAAUUUCGGAACUUUUCCACUGAACCUAACCACGAUUUUGUUGAAAUUCGGAAUGGACCACAUGAUACAAGUACGGUGAUUGGCAGAUUCAGUGGAGCUAAACUCCCACCUUUUCUGAUGUCAACCUCUCAUGAGACAACCAUAUACUUCCACAGUGACCAUUCGGAAAACAAACAAGGCUUUGAGCUUAUGUACCAAGCAUAUGAGUUGCAUGAAUGUCCCGAUCCACGGCCGUUUGCCAAUGGCAUUGUCACAGAAUCUGGUUACAAUGUUGGACAGUCCAUUUCAUUUGAGUGUUUGCCAGGCUAUGAACUUAUCGGCCAUUCUGUUCUAAUCUGUCAGCAUGGAAUCGACAGAAACUGGGAUCACCCUAUACCAAGAUGUGAAGUUCCCUGUGGAGGCAACAUCACCACUUUAAAUGGCACAAUCUACUCCCCUGGCUAUCCAAAUGAAUAUCCAAACUCUCAGGACUGUACAUGGCUUGUGACAGUGCCUGUGGGCUAUGGGAUUUACGUCAACUUAACUGUGCUGCAAACUGAACCUGGCAAUGACUUCAUUACUAUAUGGGAUGGAGCUCAGCAAAGUGCACCUCAGCUGGGGGUGUUCACUGGAAGCUCAACUAAAGAAUCCACGUACAGUUCUUCAAACCAGGUUCUUUGCAAGUUCCACAGUGAUAUGGCAAAUGGAGGUCUAUUUGUUUUAAACUUUUAUGCGUAUCAACUUAGGAAAUGUCGCCCUCCUGUCUCUGUGCCAAAUGCUGAAAUAUUCACUGAAGAUGAAGAGUUUGAAAUUGGUGACAUCAUCAAGUACCAGUGCAUCCCUGGGUUUACUCUGAUUGGAAAUGAAAUAUUAACAUGUCGUUUAGGAACACAUCUGCAGUUUGAAGGACCUCCUCCAUCAUGUGAAGCACACUGCCCGAUGAACGAGAUCCACACAGAUUCCUCAGGAGUCAUCUUGAGUCAAGGCUUCCCAGGAAAUUAUCCUCAUUUUCAGACCUGUUCAUGGAUUAUUAAGGUGGAUCCAGGCUUCAACAUCACACUUCUAAUUGAUUUCUUCCAGAGUGAAAAACAAUUUGAUGAACUGGAAAUAUUUGAUGGACCUUCAAGUCAAAACCCACUGCUGAUCUCUCUCAGUGGCAACUACACAUCUCCAAUAACUGUCGUCAGCUCGGGCAAUAAGGUAUACCUCCGCUGGUCAACUGACCACGCCACGAGUCGGAAAGGCUUUAAGAUCCAUUAUUCAGCCCCGUAUUGUAGCCCACCAAGCCCCCCUCGGCAUGGCACGGUUCACACUCAAACAGGAGGCCUACCUGGUGGCACAGUGCAAUUCAGCUGUGAUCCAGGUUACCGGCUGAUUGGACAGGCUGUUGCAACAUGCUCUCGAUCCCCUCAAGGCUGGUAUGACUGGAAUACCAUUCCUCCUCUUUGUCAAGCUAUUUCUUGUGGCGUUCCAAAAGCCCCAGAUAACGGGACGGUCUUUGGGAGAGAGUACACUCUCGGAACAAGGGCCAUAUAUCAGUGCAAUGAAGGAUAUAGGUUGCAAUCUGGUGAAUUAUCAACUGCCGUCUGCCAGGAAAGUGGAAAAUGGAGCAACAAUGAUAACCCUCCAUUGUGUGUGGCUGUGACAUGCCCUGAUGUUAAUAGUAUCCGUGUAGAUCAUGGGGACUGGAAGCUAUUAUGUGGAAAUCCAAAUCAAUAUGGAGCUCAAGUCAUUAUCAUUUGUGAUCCAGGAUAUUACCUGCAAGGACUUAGGGUCAUCAAUUGUCAGGCCAAUGGUACUUGGAGUGCAGGAGAGCCGAAGCCCACAUGUAAUAUAAUCUCAUGUGGUGAACUGCCAUUUCCUCCAAAUGGCAAUAAAAUUGGAACAUUAACAGUAUAUGGAGCGACUGCCAUCUUUUCCUGCAAUACCGGAUACACAAUGGUGGGAUCCCGGGUGCGGGAAUGUCAGGCCAAUGGGCUGUGGAGCGGAAUGGAAGUGAAAUGCCUUGGUCAGUAUUUGGUUGUAUUUACAUACCAGUUCAUAAAUGGUGCUGAUUGCAGCAUUUUCUUUGCUUCAGCUGGUCACUGUGGGAUGCCUAAGCCCAUUGUCAAUGGUCAAAUAAUUGGAGAAAAUUUCAAUUAUCGUGGGACAGUGGUGUACCAGUGCAGUCCAGGUUUUCGCUUGAUUGGAACUUCAGUCCGAAUUUGCCAGCAGGACCACCAGUGGUCAGGCAGAUCACCUGUAUGUGUGCCAAUUACAUGUGGACAUCCUGGUAAUCCAGCUAAUGGCAUAACACAUGGAACUCAGUUUAACCUGAAUGACAUUGUUCGGUUCACCUGUAAUCCAGGAUAUACACUGUAUGGGGCCAUUAGCUCCCAAUGUCAAUCUAAUGGACAGUGGAGCAAUUCACUUCCGACAUGUCAAGUUGUCAAUUGUUCAGAUCCUGCACAUAUUGAAAAUGGCAUUCGUCGAGUGCAAUUAAACGUCGCACAAAGGUUCAAUUACGGUAGUACCGUGUCGUAUGAGUGCAAUCCCAGAUACCACCUGUUGGGAUCAGACGUGUUGACCUGUCAAGGAGAUGGUUCCUGGGAUCGAUCUCUUCCAAAGUGUUUUUUGGUGAGCUGUGGCCAUCCUGGCAUUCCACCUGGUGCAGAACUGUAUGGUGACCAGUUUACAGUUGGCUCCACAGUGCGGUAUUACUGUGAAAGAAAUCGUCGCUUGAUUGGAAAUGCCACUCGUAUCUGCCAACUGGAUGGGCACUGGAGUGGAUCAUUACCACACUGCUCAGAUAAUAAUCUUGGAUAUUGUGGUGACCCAGGACUCCCAGCACAUGGCAUUCGCUUGGGCAAGGAUUUCCGAGUGAAGGACAUACUUCGAUUCACAUGUGAAGCUGGUUAUGUUCUUAAAGGAUCUUCGGAACGUGUCUGCCAACCAGAUGGAACCUGGACUGGGAUCCAGCCAGAAUGUAAAGCUGUGUCCUGUGGAAAUCCUGGAACGCCACGUAACGCUAGGAUAGUGUACAGCAACAAAUUGGUCUUCUCAAGUUCCAUUACCUACGCAUGUAGAGAAGGCUACUAUUCGACUGGCUUGUUAACUAGACACUGUACUGUGAAUGGAACCUGGACCAGUGUGCCUCCGCAAUGCACAGUGAUAAAUUGUGGCGACCCUGGAAUACCAGCUAAUGGAAUCAGACUGGGUUCUGACUUCACCUAUAACAAGACAGUGGUUUUCCAGUGCACGCCAGGCUACACAAUGGAUCCCUUGAGAUAUUCUACUCUCAUCUGCACCAAGGACAGAACCUGGAAUGGAACCAGGCCAGCUUGCAGAUCAAUCACAUGCCAACCUCCUCCGAGAAUCCUCAAUGGAAUUGUAGUGGGAACAGACUUCAGCUGGGGGGCCAGCAUCAGCUACACCUGUGCUGAGGGAUACCAGCUGUCAUUACCUGCUGUGCUUACCUGUGAGGGAAAUGGGACCUGGAUUGGGGAGAUCCCACAGUGCUUUCCUGUGUUUUGUGGAGACCCAGGAAUCCCAGCACAAGGAAGACGAGAAGACCGAGGGUUUACAUACAAAUCUGCUGUUUUCUUCACCUGCAACCCAUCAUUGGUACUCGUGGGGUCAUCCAGGAGGUUUUGCCAGUCUGAUGGCACCUGGAGUGGAACACAGCCUACCUGUAUGGAUUCAACACAUACCACUUGCGUUGACCCAGGUGUGCCCAUCUUUGGAAUACAGAACAAUUCUGAAGGUUACCAGGUUGGAAGUACAAUGGGAUUCAAGUGCCAGAAAGGUUAUCUGCUCCUUGGAUCAACCACACGCACAUGUCUGGUCAAUCUUACCUGGAGUGGUACUCAGCCAGAGUGCAUCUCACACCACUGCAGACAGCCUGAGACUCCUCCUCAUGUGAAUGUGGAAUCAAUCGAGCUGCCUUCACUGGGAUACACUUUGAUAUACACGUGUCAGCCUGGCUUCUACCUUACUGGAGGGUCAGAGCAUCGAACCUGCAGGCCUGAUGGAAGCUGGACAGGAAAACAGCCUCUCUGUUAUGACACCAGGCCAAGUGGGAGACCAAUUGGAACAGCCAAGGAAAUUCCAAGUACCAAACUUUCAGUUCCACCCAAUGUUUUUGCUCAGAAUUCCCUCUGGAAAGGUUCUUACGAGUACCUUGGGAAGAGGCAGCCAGUCAUGUUAACAAUUAACAGUUUUAAUCUAUCCACUGGUCAAGUUAAGGCAACUCUUCUAGAUCAGAGUGGAGUGGAGCUUAGAUUGAAAGGUUUCUACAAAAAGGAAGAACAUCACCUUCUUCUUGAACUCUAUACAAUCCGUGGUCCUGUUGAAAUGUUUGUGCACAAGUUUAAGAAUGACAAUCUGGCUCUGGACGGCUAUGUUUCAGCAGAGGCUUCAGGCAGCACAUUCGUGUACCAAGGAUUUGUACAAGGCAAAGACUUUGGACAGUUCGGUCUCCAAAGAAUAGAUCUGCACACGCUGGAAGCUGGAACGGAUUCGAUAGGGCAUCACCUUAGCACUAGCAGCAGCUCAGUAGCUGUUGCCAUCCUCGUGCCUUUCUUUGCCCUGAUAACAGCAGGAUUUAUACUGUAUCUCUACAAACACAGGAAAAGGCCAAAAGUACCAUUCAAUGGUUUUGCAGGCCAUGAAAAUACAAACGGUCGAGCAACUUUUGAAAAUCCCAUGUACGAUCGAAAUGUCCAAUCCUCUGACAUUGUGGCCAAUGAGAUUGAAGUGACAGUGAGCACUGUAUGCACAGCAGUAUAG